GCCAAAUGGACUACCUGUCAGCUUUUGUUUUUAUUAUGGAAUUUCGAAAUGUCAAAAUAAGCGUAGCAACCGGAUAUUAUUCACAUCAGCAAAAUUCUCAAGGUUCUCUGGACAGGCGUGUCCUAUCCAGCAGAAAGAUUUUACGUUUGGCAAAUGGCAAUAAACAUUUCGAGGAAAUCUAAUGAAGAUCCCGUGUUCAGUUAGUCCAACAAACAAAGCUCUUUUUUUGUCAGCCCUGCCAUUAUUAUUUCCUCAAUCAAAGAAUGGGUAAUACUAAUUCUGUCUCUGACAUCUCAUCUGCUACUGGGAAAAUUCAAAACCAGACAACACAGUCAAACAGAAAUUCAGCAUGGCAAGAGGGUGUUAAAGUUGGUACAUCAGAGAGUGUGAAAUAUGCUAUUCGAACAACUGACACAGAACAUGCUUCCCCAGAAUCUGAGAGUCUAACCAUUUUUGACACUUUACAACACCUCCCAAAUGAACUGACUAAUCUGAAAAUGCUUCAAGAACUCUCAGAAGACGUUUUUCGUGAAAGACAAAGAAUUAUCAAGAGAUUGAGGGACAUGGCCGACUAUCUGGAAAAAACUCACAAUGACGUUUUAAUCGCCGAUCGUGUUGGCACAGGUGUCGGUAUUGGAUCAGGACUCCUUGUCAUUGGAGGAUUAGUCGCUGCUCCGUUUACUGCUGGAAUCUCUCUUGGCCUGACUGUUGCAGGAACAACGACUGGAAUCUUGAGCGGAAUAACAUCCGCAGGAGCUAACAUUACCGGUUAUUUCUUGUCUAAAAAGGAGCUCACAUCUUUAAAAAAGGAACUGGGUGAACACUUGCUACACCUCGAAAAACUCUCAUCGUCUGACUCAAAGUACUUGGUCCGUGCCACUCGAUUUCGCCCAACAUUGGAGAUGCUAGGCAAACUCUGUGAACAAAAAUGGAUGCUGUUGUUGACAACAUUUCAAAAAUUAAUAACUCACGCUUUAAAUGGAGAUUAUGCUCAGAUCAGUCGAGCGGUAAAUCACGUUGUAGACCCCGAAAUCAAGUGCCUGAUUCAAAAACUGCCUUUACCAUUGAAUCCUGAAUCUCUACACGCUUUGGCUGAAAUCUGCACCCUUUUAAUAAGUCAAAUUCGUAGUAUCAAACAAGCCAUAGCUGCUUUCUUAAACUACUUUAAAAGACCGGAAUUGGCAAGACUAGCCAUGAUUUACGCGGGCUCAGCAGCAGCAGCGAGAGUGACAACGACUACCGGUGCUACAGCAGCUGAUCUCAUGUCUGCUUUCAAAGGAACGCCCAUGGUCAUGUCAAAAGCUGCCCGGACCGCAGCAGGUGCCUUAACCGCCGUAUUUAUCGUGAUUGAUGUAAUCCACAUGGUCAACAUUUGCAAAGAAACGGGAGCGACACCAACCGUACAGGAGCUACGGAAAAUGGCCGAUGAUCUUGAAGAGGAGAUCAAAUGUACUUCGAACGAGACUGGAGAGAAAGAGGAACAGCUCAAUAAGUCAAGUGAUAUUGCGGAAGUAAAUUCGCAAAAGAUGGAAGAAACUCAAAAAUUGGACGAUCUGGAAUUUUUUGAUUGCAGAGAAUAUUGAUCUUGAUAACUUUUUAUGACCGUAGUUUUAUGAAUAUUCGAUAUUCCAUUUUUAGCAGCUUGUUUUACAACGCACUGCGCACAAAUACACCAUAUAUUAGCUUGCAA
This is a messenger RNA of Daphnia pulex (common water flea), 1690 nucleotides long. RefSeq lists its product as uncharacterized. The transcript has 3 exons. Gene Ontology annotation, cellular component: extracellular region; membrane. The record is from RefSeq and is a predicted model, not a curated record. The coding region runs from base 264 to 1583 and encodes 439 amino acids. Gene Ontology annotation, molecular function: lipid binding. Gene Ontology annotation, biological process: lipid transport; lipoprotein metabolic process. NCBI's taxonomy places the organism in Eukaryota, Metazoa, Arthropoda, Branchiopoda, Diplostraca, Daphniidae.